UUUGGAAGUUAACAAAGAAAUACAUAUAACACUUACUUUAUAAGAAUACCUCUGCUUGAGUCACAAAGGCAAAACUUCGAUAUAUCGAUAGUGCCAUCGAUAUUAUCCCACCUCUACUUUCCUUUUGCGCCAGAAGUUCUUAAUAUUCUUUCUGUCAUGUCCAGCGGAGAGAGUGGUGUUUUUGUCGUUCGCGGCAGCGGCGAUUCGGUCAAGCAAGCCAUCAUCGAGGAGCUGCAAAAUUUGCUUAGUUCCGACACGGUUGUACUGCAACAGGCGGAAAAACGAAACAUGCAGCUGCAAUAUACAGAAGGGUAUGGCGUUUAUUUGGCGGAAAUCAUAAUGAAUCAAUCUCAUGAGCUUCCGCUGCGUCAAAUUGCUAUCAUUAUGCUUACACGUUACGUGGAAAACCACUGGACAGAUCUCGAUGACCGCGAGAAGGCAAGUGGCGGUGUAGCCAGUGAGCAAGCAAAACGUACAAUUCGCAACAUACUACCCAAUGGGCUCUACGAUCCCAAUUCGAAAAUACGCUCUUCUGUGGCCUGCACAAUAUCAACAAUAGCUGCCACCGAUUAUCCCCACUGCUGGGCAGAACUCUUUGAUAUUAUUGUAAAGUGUCUGAGCGGUAAUGAAGAUUCGAUUCAUGGAGCACUGCAAGUGUUACGCAAUUUCAUAUACGAUGUGGCACAAAUCAAGAAACUGGGACCAGUUGUCAUUCCGGCGGUGUAUCGCAUAUUCGACUCUGAGCAGAAUUAUUCAAUCAAGACGCGCGUUUCAGCUAUACGCACAUUGAAAGAGCUUUUUACGGACAUUUUAACCUUGAUUACUGACAAACAGGAGCAGAGUUCCAUGAUGAAUUCCAUACUCACUAAUUUCAUGAAUGAGUUCUUGCAUUAUCUAAGCAUGAAUUGCGGCGCUGGAUCGAGUUUCCUGCUGCGCUCUGAGAUUAUCGGUGUGUUUACAUAUCUGCCCAAGUAUAUAAAUCCGUUUAUGGAACGCAUCUUGCCAAUUGUCUGGCAGCUACUCACACAAAUUGCCGAUACCUACGUCAAGGUGUCCGUUAAUCAGACGGAACCGAAUCCGCUGGCCAGCGGAACCAAUGAAGAGGAUGACGAGCAGACCAACUUUCUUAUACAAAUUCUGGAAUUCAUCAACUGCAUUGUGACCUGCAGAAAACUUCGCGGCACCAUUAAGAAUGUGCUCGCUGAUUUGAUCUACAUCACCAUUGUUUACAUGCAACUCAUUCAAGAGCAGCUCGAAGAUUGGGAAGAAGAUCCCGAGAAGUUUGUGGACGACGAAAACGACGGUGGCGUGGAAUUAACUGUUCGCAUGUGUGGCCGCGAUGUAUUGCUGGCCAUUAACGAUGAGUUUGGUGUGAAAGCAAUUCAGCCGUUGCAGGAAGCGUUGGGGCGACACUUUAGUGUGGCAGAGGCAGAGAAGGCGGCCAACAAUCCCAACUGGUGGAAGAUACACGAAGCGUGUAUGAAUGCUGUACAUGGCUUUCGCGAUAUUAUACUCGAGGGCGAUUCCGAGUUUGAUUUACUCAACUAUUUAACGAUUGUGCGCAAUUUGCUGGUGCAUCAGGAAUCGCCGCAUCUCGUUGGUCAUGCGCUGUGUACGCUUAGCACAUACUCUAAAACGGACUUGUACAAUCCGCAGAUUUUGUCCGAGAUUCUUGACGUUACGCUCUGCAGCUUAUCUCCAGAGAAAUCGCAUAUACUGCGCAUCAGAGCUGUAAAAUCUCUAAACGGUUUUCUCUCCGCCAACGAGAAUGCUGAGGGAGAGCGACGCACAUUGCUGGUAUCGAAGCUUCCAGGAUUUCUGGAUGGCAUAAUGGCUCUCGUGCAAGGCCGCAAGGCCUCUGUAUUGGCCCUGUUAAUGGAAGCGCUUACCAUGAUGGUGAAGUUUGAUGCUGAUUUUGCCUACGCGGCGCAACCAAAGAUCACGCCGCUUACCAUUGCUGCAUUCCUCAAGUAUGCCGAGGAUCCAUACGUGCUGCAGAAUGUUCAAGAUUUGAUUAAGGCGCUAAGUCAGCAGAAACAAUGUCUUGGGCCACUACAGGAGAAGUUUAUACCGACCAUAGUAAGCAUUCUAGCCCUGCAGAGCGAGCAAUGCAGCGAGAAACAAGACAUUGCUUUGGAUGUGCUGAAUACGAUUGUUAGGAACUCCGAAGCGCCAUUGUCCAAUGCACUGAUUGAGACAGACAUCGCUUUGGAUGUGCUGAAUACGAUUGUUAGGAACUCCGAAGCGCCAUUGUCCAAUGCACUGAUUGAGACAGCAUUUCCUGCUGUGGUUAACUGCGUGAUGCAUACCGACGAUCACACAGUUAUGGUGGCUGGUGGCAAAUGCUUGCGUAGCUUUAUCAACGUUUCGCCAGAGCAAAUCUUCAGUUACAAGAAUGGUGAAGGCGUCAACUAUGUGAUGCAAGUGGCCACAGUUCUUUUGAAUCCCAUGAAUACCGAAAUGACUGCCGGUGGACAGAUUGGACGUCUUGUUAUUACCAUCAUUACCAAAAUGGGCAAUAUGCUGGGCCAAACGGUUGACAUGUUACUGAAGGCCGUCAUUAGCAAGAUGCAGAACCUCGAGUGCCUAGAGGUUAUUAUGAAUUUGGUGCUGAUAUCCGCUCAUCUCUUUUUAACCCAAAUGGACUCGGUGCUAAACUUUCUUUCCACUGUGCCUGGACCCAAUGGUGAGCCUGCUCUGCAGUUUGUGCUCACCAAUUGGUUGUCACGCCAAAACUCCUUUGGUGCCUACGAACGCAAGGUUACCACGAUGGCACUUUGCAAACUGUUCGAGUAUGGCGUGGCUACCCAGGACAAUCGCUUGACCACCUACAAGGAAUUGGUGCAUGAGCCAAGUGGCAAUCGUGUGUGUACCCGCUCAGUUGCAUCCAGCUAUGAGAAAUGGGUUACCAUUCCAGCCUUGGUGAAGAUCUUUAAGGUGCUGAUAUCCGAGUAUCAGCACUUCCAGGAAAGUAAAAUUGAUGCCCCGCUUACGGACUCAGAGGAUGAAGUCAGUGGGGAUGAUGAUGCUCCUGGUACUGCGGCCAAGCCGCGCUAUGUAUCAGAUCUUUGCUUUGAAAUCGACGAAGACGAAGAUGAAGACGAAGUGGAGGGCGAACAAAUACUACAGGACUUGCUUAAGGAAUCAAACUACUCCAGCGAUAUUGGCGAUAAUCUACACAAAUUUUUAGCGAACUUCACCCAAAACGAACAUUUUCCCACGUUCUUUGAACAUCUCGACGAGGGCGAACGUCUCACUCUGCUGAACAAAGUGCAGCACAAAUAAAAA
Drosophila sulfurigaster albostrigata is the source of this 3288-nucleotide messenger RNA. RefSeq names its product importin-9-like. The transcript has 5 exons. The record is from RefSeq and is a predicted model, not a curated record. Lineage: Eukaryota; Metazoa; Arthropoda; Insecta; Diptera; Drosophilidae. Gene Ontology annotation, molecular function: small GTPase binding. Gene Ontology annotation, cellular component: nuclear envelope; cytosol. Gene Ontology annotation, biological process: protein import into nucleus. Bases 157 to 3285 code for a protein of 1042 amino acids.